Larimichthys crocea (large yellow croaker) is the source of this 2545-nucleotide messenger RNA. Its product is annotated as nuclear receptor subfamily 4 group A member 2. Gene Ontology annotation, biological process: regulation of transcription by RNA polymerase II; dopaminergic neuron differentiation; central nervous system neuron differentiation. The transcript is spliced from 7 exons. Gene Ontology annotation, molecular function: zinc ion binding; RNA polymerase II cis-regulatory region sequence-specific DNA binding; nuclear receptor activity. Gene Ontology annotation, cellular component: transcription regulator complex; nucleus. The record is from RefSeq and is a predicted model, not a curated record. Lineage: Eukaryota; Metazoa; Chordata; Actinopteri; Sciaenidae. Bases 393 to 2138 code for a protein of 581 amino acids.
UCUGUGGCUUGUGCGUAAUAGGGUUUGGCACACGGGUGCGCACCACGUAAACAAAAGCACAUUGUCGGUGUCACUGGCAGCCAGUCUGCAAUCCAAGAGUGGGAGAAGAAGAAGUGAACAGUCAUUUCCUUUUCUCUCCAGCCACUGAGUGGACUUCUUUUUUGUGUUUUUGGGUCAUUACAGCUUGAAUAGAUUCAACAGAGAUGGGAUUACUUGUCACUGUCCUCCUGUACUGGAUGGAGGUGUGAGGUAUUGAAUAUUUUAGUUUAUUCCAGUGGUUUAGGAAGAUAUAAAUGACUCGUAAGUGAUGCUUUUUUCUGUUUUAUAGCAGGCAAAGUUAAGCAGGCAUCAACAUCCUCUGGAAAAUAAGACAACUAAAGCUUUAAGGAGCCAUGCCGUGCGUCCAGACCCAGUGCGGCUCCUCUCCACAAGGAGCCAGCCCGGCCUCUCAGAGCGCCGGCGGAGAGCGCAGCUGCGACUUCCUCACCCCGGAGUUUGUCAAGUUCAGCAUGGAUCUAACCAACAGUGAAAUCUCGGCUGUAACGUCGGGGAACACUUUUGGACCUUUGGGUGACUCGUACGGCUCCAGCUACGACGUGAAGCCCCCGUGUCUCUUCCAAAUGCCGGUGCAAGGGGAGCUCCCGUGCGUCAAGGUGGAGGACGCGCACGGGUGUCCGAGGUAUCAGCCGAAUCAGCAUCACCAUCACCAGUCCGAGGAGCUGCUUUCCUCCCCGGGCUCUGUUUAUUACUACCGCUCUCCGUCGCCUAACUUCCAAACUCCACCUGGGCACCUAUGGGAGGACUCCGGGUCUAUGUACAGUUUUCGACAAGACUAUUUGGCGGCGGCGCACAGGAAAAACACACUCUCCAGGUUGUCGCUAUUUUCCCUCAAACACGCGCAGCAGCAGAGUUUAUCCGCCUGCCAAAUGAAAUUUGACGGAUCUCUCCAUGUUUCCAUGAGCCUGGACGCGGCCGGAGCGCACCAGGCGCUGGACAGCCCCUCAGUUUUGGGCUCCACUGCGCUCGGAAAACAACCUGGAGUUGGUGGAUUUCCUCACCCUCUCCAGCUCGCCCACGGCCACCACUUUAUGGACUAUCAGACUUCAUCCGCUGCCAGCCGAGGACCGCUGAGCACGGAGGGGCUGUGCGCGGUGUGCGGGGAUAACGCGGCUUGCCAGCACUAUGGAGUGCGCACCUGUGAGGGGUGCAAGGGUUUCUUCAAGCGGACAGUACAAAAAAAUGCAAAGUAUGUGUGUUUGGCUGCCAAAAACUGCCCUGUAGACAAGCGCAGGAGGAACCGAUGCCAAUAUUGUCGCUUCCAGAAGUGCCUUGUGGUGGGAAUGGUCAAAGAAGUGGUGAGGACAGACGGUCUGAAAGGUCGAAGGGGUCGCCUGCCGUCCAAACCUAAAGCUGUUCCUGACUCGUCUUCACCUGUCAGCAACCUCCUGAGUGCCCUCGUCAGGGCGCAUGUGGACUCGAACCCUCCACCUUCUCUUCUCAACUGCUUCAAAUUCAAGGAGAGUCCAGGAAGUCCACCAGGAGACGACGCUCAGCAUGUGCGGCAGUUUUAUGACCUCCUGACCAGAUCAAUGGAGGUGAUUCGAGGUUGGGCACAGAAGAUCCCGGGCUUCACCUCCCUGCCCAAACACGACCAAGACCUCCUCUUCUACUCGGCUUUCUUGGAGCUCUUUGUUUUACGGUUAUCAUACAGAUCCAACCCAGAGGAAGGGAAGCUGAUCUUCUGCGACGGCUCAGUGUGGCACCGACUUCAGUGCCUGCGAGGCUUUGGGGAGUGGAUUGACAGCAUCGUUGAAUUCUCUGCUAGUCUGCAAAGGAUGAACCUGGAUGUAUCCACUUUCUCCUGCAUAUGCACCCUCGCACUGGUCACGGAGCGACAUGGACUAAAGGAGCCAAAGAAGGUGGAGGAGCUGCAGAAUAACAUUGUGAAGUGUUUGCGGGAUGGAGACGGAAGCUCAAACUGUUGGUCCAACCAUUUGUCCAGACUUUUGGAAAAACUACGUGAACUCCGCACUCUGUGCAUUCAAGGCCUGCAGAGGAUUUUCUAUUUGAAGCUGGAGGAUUUGGUGCCGCCACCUGCAAUAAUAGAUAAGUUAUUCCUCGACACGUUGCCAUUUUAGAGACACGAGCGCCGUCAGAUUCCCCUUUGCUUCAAUGCCAACAGUCAGUUUGACAUCUGUUCACUGCAUAAAAACACAUUUUUAAAAUUUCUGAUGCAUUUUAUUUUGAAAUAUGUGACCUUUAAUUUCCUUCAACCGGGAUCAAAAUGACCAAUUUUGUUGCUGUGUACAAUAAAAAAAGGAGAAACUAAUUUAUAAUGCCACCUUAUCUUAUUUUUAUAUGUUUGUUAAAGAGCCUGUUUCCAGCCACAUUUGACAUUUUGUUCUGCUUCUUUGUAGCUAUAGAGGCAGUUUUGAUACUGUAGUGUACCAUUUUCAUAACACAUAUUAGUGAUUAAUAUAAUAAUAUUCUGUAGACUGUUGUGUUCUCAGAGUAAACCUGUCAUUGUCCAUGUUUUAAUAAAUAA